Molecule: messenger RNA, 1249 nt
Organism: Armigeres subalbatus
Lineage: Eukaryota; Metazoa; Arthropoda; Insecta; Diptera; Culicidae
Product: alpha-tocopherol transfer protein-like
Exons: 4
Coding region: 225-1136 (303 amino acids)
Cellular component (GO): membrane
Molecular function (GO): phosphatidylinositol bisphosphate binding
Source: RefSeq, a predicted model, not a curated record
UCGCCGCCAGUCGUUCGAGUGAUGCUUACCGCGUGCGUGCUGACCUACUCAGUAGCAUAUUCUUCAUUGUUCCAUUCGUUUCGUUUUUCGGUUUCCCAAAGUCCACGGCGUUAAAUCUAGAUGAAUCUGACUACCUAAUAUCGAGUAGUAAUUUUAGAAAUACUAACCGGAACGCACGGUAUUCAAGUUGUAAAGUCGCAAAUUGCAAGCAGAAGAGAGACAGCAUGGCGGUCAAGUUCAAUGAACGAAAUCAUCCCUACGUGGACUUGGGCGAUGGCUAUAGCAUAUGUUUUAACAGAGCAGCAUAUGAAGAAGACAAACAACUGAGACAGCACGAAGAGUUGUCAGAGGUAACGGUCACGGCCUUGACCGAAUUACGCCGACUCACGGAAACAAAACGGAACCUGAAUUUGAAGGUCGACCAAAGCAACUGGUCUGUGAUGCUGUACUUGCAGUGUUAUGAAAAUGAUAUCAAGAGGACGUUCGCCUUGUUGGAUCACGGGUACCGGUUGCUGUAUAAGGAAGCUGAUUAUUCUCUACCCUAUGCCCGGAUAAGACAUGUAUUCGAGGAAGGUCUUAUACGAUAUUUGCCGAAAUACGAUGCCGAUGGAGCGGUGAUAUUCGUCGUGGAAAUGAGCCGUCGAUGGAACCCGUCGAAGAUAUCCUUGCAGGAGUUCAUCGCUGCUAUUCGCAUUGGUGGCCUGGCUCUAAUGCUCAACCCGGACGCCCAGCGGAAUGGUUGCAAGGUUCUGUUCGACGUGGAGGGUCUUUCGAUGAGCCAUAUUUCGCACUUUACCCCACGUAGCUCCAACUUCCUGUUCGAUUUGAUCGAGAAUUGUACUCCGAUUCGGACCAAGGGAAUGCAUACCGUCAACAAUGGUAUGAUGUACAAUGUGUUGUUUGCGAUACUGAAACCAUUCAUGAGCAAAGAACUGCGAGGAAAGACUUAUAUGCACGGUACGAACUGGAACUCGCUGACGAAGCACAUCAGUCCGGAGUGUUUGCCUCCAAAGUAUGGCGGAACAUCGGAAGCCCCGGAGUGUGACGGAAAAGUAUUAGGGGAAUUGUUGCAACAUUACGAGGGCUAUUUUGCAGAGUACAACUCUUAUGGAUAUACUGAAAAUCCAGAUAAAUAGUAACUCGCUCCGUGUUGCUUGAGAAUUAUCAAGUCAGUACCUAAAUGUGUAACGUUUUUAUAAUAAACAGAAGAAUACUUAACUUACUUUAGAAUAAAAUAGGUAUUUAAUUA